AUGGGCAUGUCUCAAGGUGGCGGGCAGUCCAUGCUGCGGUUCCUUCGCUCACGCAUUCGCCUGGGCGGGUGGGUCGGCUCUGUGUGCCACGUGCCCACAGCGCCCCACACACCCCGGGACCGUGAUCCGUUGCUGGCCAUCGCUCGACCUACGGUGAACAGAUCGAGACCGGUGCGGCUGCUCGCCGGAGAGGCAGAUUGUGUUUUUGCGCCUGCCUUGGUUCUUGCGGAUGCAGCACGGCUUCGUGAUGUUGGAGGCUUUACCGACGUCGAGGUGGAGGUUCGAAGAGAUCUCGCACACGAGGGCCCUUUGAAGGAGGUCAAGCCCAGUGCCCCAAAGAAGGGCAUCCAGAGGAGUCUAUCUGCAAAGGAUCUUGAAAUCGCCAUGCGACGUGCUCGAAGCGUGGCCAAAGCCGAGAAUAGCUGCCCAGACUUGCUCUUCGUGCAAAGGCACCUACCAGACAUGGCCCUUGGGUCGAUUUUGGAAGCUCUUUUGCUCCAGAGAGCUGCUGAGCUCCGGGAGCCGCGUGUGCAGUUGGCCCUCAAGCUUGCCAUGCGAGAGGACUUGGUAAUGUGUUUGCACAGCAUGCCUGACACUAGUCCAUGUGCAAGCCUCCAGCGCGACAUGGUGAAAGAGACAGCGUAUGUAAUGACAGAGGAGCCUUGCCCAACCUACGAGCCUCCACGUUUGGCAUGGAAGAAGAAUCGAAACAGUCGGCAGCUGCCGAUCAGCAGCGAGGGUGCCGCCUGUGGGCAGAACGAGUGCAGUAAAACACCAUUUGCUCCCGCGACGCUGAUCGGUGUGGACGUCAUGGUCCUAAGCGACUAUUUCUCCACCUUCGGAACGCUGACGGAUGUCGUGGUCAUGACAGAUCGCGGAACUGGGCGUUCGCGCGGUUUUGGCUUCGUCUCUUACGAGACCCCUGAGCCAGUAGAUGCCAUCAUGUCCAUGCACAAGGAGCAUAACAUCAUGGGCAAGUGGAUCGACUGCAAACCUGCCACAGCAGAGGGGACCAAGGGAGCUCCCAGCAAAGGAGGCGGCAAAGAUUUCGGCAAAGGUAUGCCCAAAGGCAUGGGGAAGGACCGAGCUGGAGAUUGGAAAGGUGGUAAGCCAGAUGGAAGCUACGGAGCCAAGAGCUAUGGAGGCUAUGCCGCAUUUCCACCGCCAGCCGGCUGCGGAGGAAGCGGCUGUGGUGCUUACGGAGGUGCUGCAGCAGCUGGGGCCUACGGCGGUGGUUGUGGCGGCUAUGCAGGUGGCUGCGCCGGCUACGGGGCUUUCGGUGGCUACGGAGGCGCCGGCUGCGGAGGCUAUGAUGCCUGUGGUGGUCAAGGUGGGUACGGCUGCUACGGGGCUGCUCCUCACGACGCAUCUGGGGGCAAGGGCUACAGCCCAUACUGA
Symbiodinium sp. CCMP2592 is the source of this 1398-nucleotide messenger RNA. Lineage: Eukaryota; Dinophyceae; Suessiales; Symbiodiniaceae. The record is from the annotation of a GenBank genome assembly.